Messenger RNA from Striga hermonthica, 879 nucleotides. The record is from the annotation of a GenBank genome assembly. Lineage: Eukaryota; Viridiplantae; Streptophyta; Magnoliopsida; Lamiales; Orobanchaceae.
AUGGGUAGUGGUAGAAAUUUCUCAUCUUCAUGUCACUCUAAUGGGAUUAUGCCCGAAGGUUCAAGUGAUGGAUCUUUAAUUACAGAGCACCUGUCGAGUCUUGCACUUUCGGUUGAGGAGAGGAGUCGGGAUCAUAGCUCCGUGAAGCUUCUGUCUGGAUCUUGUUACAUGCCCCAUCCAGAUAAAGAAAAAACAGGUGGAGAGGAUGCUCAUUUUAUAUGCGCUGAUGAGCAAGUAGUUGGUGUUGCUGAUGGGGUCGGUGGUUGGGCAGAUGUAGGUGUUAACUCGGGGGAUUAUGCCCGCCAGCUCAUGUCUAAUUCUGUAGAAGCCAUUAGAAAAUCGCAAGGUGGAGAUGUUGACCCCCUGAAUGUGUUGGAAAAGGCCCACGCGGCAACUAGUAUGAUGGGUUCCUCGACUGCUUGCAUUGUUGCCCUGAAAAGCCAGAAUCUUCAUGCUGUCAAUAUUGGAGAUAGUGGGUUUAUUGUGAUCAGGGAUGGGCGCACAGUAUUCGAGUCGCCUGUACAACAGCAUGGCUUCAAUUGCCCUUAUCAACUUGAACGAGGACCGGCAGGUGAUCUGCCAAGUUCUGGACAGGUUUUCAAGGUUCCAGUUGUACCUGGAGAUGUGGUCGUUGCAGGUAGUGAUGGCUUGUUCGACAAUUUGUAUAAUAAAGAGAUAGCGACAAUUGUGGCUGAUGCUGUGAAAGAAGGUUUUGGUCCAGAUGCCACAGCCCGAAAGAUUGCUGAAUUUUCACGUAUACGGGCUCUGGACAGGAAAUGUCGGAGUCCAUUUUCUGUUGCAGCCGAACAAGCUGGAUUUGCUUUCUAUGGUGGUAAACUUGAUGACUUAACUGUUGUCGUCUCAUAUGUUUCUUGUUAA